Nycticebus coucang (slow loris) is the source of this 5482-nucleotide messenger RNA. It is a transcript of the gene TBC1D16, whose product is annotated as TBC1 domain family member 16. The record is from RefSeq and is a predicted model, not a curated record. Gene Ontology annotation, cellular component: early endosome. The coding region runs from base 188 to 2458 and encodes 756 amino acids. Gene Ontology annotation, molecular function: GTPase activator activity. NCBI's taxonomy places the organism in Eukaryota, Metazoa, Chordata, Mammalia, Primates, Lorisidae. The transcript is spliced from 14 exons. Gene Ontology annotation, biological process: activation of GTPase activity.
GGGCGGUCCCGGGGCCGGGCCUCCCGCGCGUCCCCGCCCCGCCGCGCCUCGCUGGCGGCUGCUGCUGCGACCGCGGCGGCGGCUUCCGGAACCGGCGCGAAUGCGGCCCCCGCAGCGGGACCCGGGCAGGUCUUGACGAGCCCUGCCUGGGCCUGAGCGUGCAGAGGAUGGAAACACUCGCCCCGCAAUGUCUCUGGGCCGCCUCCUUCGCCGGGCCUCCUCCAAAGCCUCCGACCUCCUGACCCUCACUGCUGGUGGCAGCGGCAGCGGGUCCCCCUCCCUCCUGGAUGGUGAGAUUAUCUACUCGAAGAACAAUGUCUGCGUGCAUCCACCUGAGGGGCUGCAGGGGCUGGGGGAGCACCACCCAGGUUACCUGUGCUUGUACAUGGAAAAGGAUGAGACACUGGGUGCCACCCUCAUCCUGGCGUGGGUCCCCAACUCUCGGAUCCAGAGGCAGGAUGAGGAGGCCCUGCGCUACAUCACCCCAGAGAGCUCCCCUGUGCGCAAAGCACCCCGCUCCCGGGGCCGGCGCACCUGGAGCUCAGGGGCCCCCCACCAGACCUCGCCCAUGGAACCACGCCCCUCGCUGAUCCCCAAAGACGAAGACAUCCUGGUGGUGGCCCAGAGCAUUGGAGACACCGUGCUCCCCAGCCCUUCACUGGAGAACGGGGAGAAGCCGGCCUCACAGCCUUCCCACAGUGACUCCGGAACCUUGUCCACUGUCAGCUCCCAGGAUGGCACUGAGGAGGGGCAGGAGCCACGGCCCGAGGUGGGGGAGAAGGAGGGCUCCCUGGAGUUGUCGACCGAGGGUGUAAGCAGGGACAGCUCCUUCGACUCGGACUCGGACACCUUCUCCUCCCCCUUCUGCCUCUCACCCAUCAGCACAGCCCUGGCUGAGGGCCGCAGCUCCGUGUUUCUGGAAAGCGACAGCAGCCCCCCACCCAGCUCGGACGCUGGCCUGCAGCUCCCAGACAGCAACAGCCUCCUGCAGACUCCGCGCUGGGAUGAGCCACAGCGGGUGUGCGCCCUGGAGCAGAUCUGUGGCGUGUUCCGGGUAGACCUGGGCCACAUGCGGUCCCUGCGUCUUUUCUUCAGCGACGAGGCGUGCACCAGUGGGCAGCUGGUGGUCGCCAGCCGGGAGAGCCAGUACAAGGUUCUGUACUUCCACCACGGGGGCCUGGACAAGCUGGCGGACGUGUUUCAGCAGUGGAAGUGCUGUGCAGAGACCCACCUCGGGGACCAGCAGGUCGCCCCUGAAAAGACAUGCAUGCAUUUCUCCAUCCGGCGCCCCAAACUGCCAUCCUCUGAGACACACCCUGAGGAGAGUAUGUACAGGAGGCUGGACGUGUCCACUUGGCUUGGCCACCUGAAUGAGCUGGGCCAGGUGGAGGAGGAGUACAAGCUUCGUAAGGCCAUUUUCUUUGGCGGCAUUGAUGUGUCAAUCCGGGGGGAGGUCUGGCCCUUCCUGCUGCGCUAUUACAGCCACGAGUCCACCUCGGAGGAGCGGGAGGCACUGCGUGUGCAGAAGCGAAGGGAAUAUUCUGAGAUUCAGCGGAAAAGGCUGUCCAUGACUCCCGAGGAGCACAGGGCAUUUUGGCGCACCGUGCAGUUCACCGUGGACAAGGACGUGGUCCGGACAGAUCGGAGCAACCAGUUCUUCCGAGGGGAAGGCAACCCAAACGUGGAAAGCAUGAGGAGGAUCCUGCUCAACUAUGCUGUGUACAACCCAGCUGUCGGCUACUCCCAGGGGAUGUCAGACCUGGUGGCACCCAUCCUGGCCGAGGUCCUGGAUGAAUCGGACACCUUUUGGUGCUUUGUCGGUUUGAUGCAGAACACGAUCUUUGUUAGCUCUCCCCGGGACGAGGACAUGGAGAAACAGCUGCUGUACCUGCGGGAGCUGCUGCGGCUGACACACCUGCGCUUCUAUCAGCACCUGGUCUCGCUGGGCGAGGAUGGCCUGCAGAUGCUCUUCUGCCACCGCUGGCUCCUGCUGUGCUUCAAGCGGGAGUUCCCAGAAGCCGAGGCACUACGGAUUUGGGAGGCCUGCUGGGCCCACUACCAGACGGACUACUUCCAUCUUUUCAUCUGUGUGGCCAUCGUGGCUAUCUAUGGGGAUGAUGUCAUCGAGCAGCAGCUGGCCACUGACCAGAUGCUCCUGCACUUCGGAAACCUGGCCAUGCACAUGAAUGGGGAGCUGGUUCUCAGGAAGGCGAGGAGUUUGCUCUACCAGUUUCGCCUUCUGCCCCGGAUCCCCUGCAGCCUGCAUGACCUGUGUAAGCUGUGUGGGACGGGCAUGUGGGACAGCGGGUACAUGCCUGCCGUGGAGUGCACUGGCCAACACGCUGGCUCGGACAGCUGUCCCUACGGGGGAACAGUGGAGGUGCCUUCACCCAAGCCCCUGAGAGAGUGCAUGAGGAGCCCAAAGGCACCCAGGGAAGGCUUCAGCUUCCGCAGAUAGGGCUGCCUUUGGAGGAUUUCAACGUGUCCCAGGAGUUCUUCCCACUUCGUUGGCAAACACACGGCACUGCCAGGCACCAGGAAGGGCAGAGACAGGAGAAGAAGGCCUCGUUCACCCACCAGCACUGAGGGCUGCAGAAUGGAGGGGUCCGUUCUGGGCCCAGAGGCAUCUUCGCAAACCAAAUGAACUCACUUCCUCGUCAGACCCCAUCCACUCUAAGCCAGCCAGACAAGCUUCCCAUAGCGGUGACAUCAGCAUGAAGCAAAGGAAAAGCCCAAUUGAUUUCCGGAUAGAGGAACAUGGGGCUUUUAACACUGCCCCUUUAAACAUUCCCUGCUGGUGGCAUGUGAAGGGCCCACCUGCUGCGAGGCUGGCCCCAGGUUGCAGGGGAAGAGCAGAAUUCUCCCUUAGCCAAGGGUCCUCCAUAUGUGGUUUUCCAGCAUUGUUUAAGGUCAUCCCCACCAGAUACAGCAACCAACCGACUAGGGGCUAAAUGGGUCAAGGUGUGUGUGUGUGUGAGUGUGUACGUGUGCAAGAUGCCCUGAAGAGAAACUGCUUUGUCCCGAGACAUGGUAGUGAAUUAACUGACCAGGCAAGAUGAAGGCACCUGCAAACAGACAGGCUCUUCCACUUCCCCGCAGGGCCUGCAUGCUCUGUCAUGAGCAGGAGUGUUUUGGAAGUCAGCUUCUCAGGGGGUCAGACACAAGAGCCACCACAGUGAAGGAGCCAGCACUCAGGGCUUUUGGCUUUCGGCUUUCUGUGUGGGAAGAAACCACCUCUACGAGGUCCUCCCUCAUAUCACACUCCCGCAUCCAAAACACUAUAUAUCCUGUUUCCCCGAAAAUAAGACAGUGUCUUAUUUUAAGGUGUGCUCCCAAAGAUGAGCUAGGUCUUAUUUUCAGGGGACGUCUUAUCUUUCCUGUAAGUAGGUCUUAUUUUUGGAGGAUGUCUUAUUUUCAGGGAAACAGGGUAUCAGUUGCUCCUUCUGGGACGUAGAGAUGGAUAGACGAAGGCAUGUGAAGAUUGUGAGAGUUCCCAGCUAACUAAAAAGUGUCAAAGCCAUUUGCACAGAAAGUCAUAAACUGAGUCCCUCCCUGUACCCUCCAGCACGUCUUUCUGGGAGAGAAAAGUUCUUGCCGUGCUGAGGGUCAUCCUGGGACGGAGUGAGGGUUUCCACCUGUUCUCGGCCUCUCCCUCUGAAGGGUGGCGCUGCCGGACAGUGCCGCUUUGGAAAGAUGUCUGUCACCCAGAAGGGGAGUGGACCAUGUGCCAGCCCCCUCCUCCCCAGCUUCUCUUUUCUCCAUGAACCUACGCUUUCCAGGAGGCACUUCCAAGUCUCAGGAUCCUUCUGUCCAAGAGCCUUUUGGGGAGGUCAUUCUGGAUCCCCUCAGUGACCAGCUCUUGGGGUUCUGGCCAUUACAGUCCAACACUGGGGGACCUGAGGGUGGCUGUGGGAAUGGACUUCUGGGGAAGGAGGGCUGCCCUUCCGUGUUGCUGCUGACCCUCCCCAGAACCACAGCCCGUGAACAGGCUAUCAGUUGUCCACGGUCACACACCCCAGAACUGAGCGGCCUACAUCUGCCCUUGAGCUUGCACGUCAGCGUCUGGGCUGGGCUUGCUCUCCCUCAUCUGCAGCCACCAGGCAGCUUGGUCCCCGGGUGCUGUGGAUCAGAGGUGGAAGUCCAGCUGGUCUGCACGCUCCAGCAUCCCUCUUACAGGCUGGCCCUGAGGACACAGAAGCAGAAACAGAAAAGUGCCACGUCCAAGCCUUGGUGGAUAUCGCACCUGCGCCGUCCCAUUGGCAAAAGCAAGCCAGGAGGUCAGACUCAGCAUUAAGGAGUGGAGAGAUGAACCCUCCCCUUUAGUAUCCCCUCUGCACAAUCUUGUGGCAAAAGCUGAGGAUUUGGAGGGGCAAAGGAGUAGGAUCAUCGUUACAGUCAGUCUGCUACCACCGCAAGCCUCAGUCCAGGUGACACUGUUCCAGAACUCUCCUUCCCUGGUGAGGGAGAGCACGCCCCUCACCCUAUCCAGCAGGACGACAUUCUUCUUUUUAUUUUGUUCUCAUUUGUUUCUUUGUGGGGGUUUUCUUUUCUAUUCUUUUUUUUUUCUUUUGGAGAUAGGGUCUUGCUCUGUCGCCCAAGCUGGACCGCAAUGACAUCAUCACAGCUCACGGAAGCCUUGGCUCAAGCCACCCUCCUGGCUCAGCCUUCUGAGUAGCUGGGGCUACAGGUGAUUCACCACCAUGUCUGGCCAAUUUUUAUUUUAUUUUAUUUUUAGUGGAGACAAGUUUUCACUACAUUGCUCAGGCUGGUUUCAAACUCCUGGGUUCAAGUGAUCCUCCCACCUUGGCUUUCCAAAGUGCUGGGAUCCCAGGUGGGUGCCCUGCGCACAGCCCAUCCCUGUGUGUUACCAGGUGCCUUGUGCCUUUGGGCUGCUGUGUCUUCGGAAUGGGGGGUGAUGCAAAACCACUCGCUCUGGAGGGCUGUGGGUGGGAGGCAUUUGUUCUGGACUCCCUGCUGCCACGUUCCUCGCCCCCACCCGCCCCUAAGACCUGACCCCAACCCAUCAGCCGCAUCUUGUGUACCAAACGCAUCCCGGUGUCACCACACCUGCCUCACACUUUGCCCCCUACCCCAGGCUGGUGAGAUCUGCACCUCUUAGACUGGCUGAGACCUCGGGCGCCCAGACCCAGGAAUGCAGGGAGAGUCCCAGGACAUGUUACCCAGAGGGAUGGGAAACCGCCACUCACACCACUCCCUUAUCUGGAUGCAAUUAGAGGAAACCAGCCAAAAACCCUGCGGCAGCUGUUGCCCCGGGAUUAUUCCCAGCCAGCAAAAGGCAUUAGGGUGAUAAUUCAGUCAUUAGACUUCCAGCCUUCCCACCACCAGGACGUGCAAAUAGAGGGUAAUCAGCCCUGCACUGCCGUCCUCAGCAACGCGGCUUAUUUAACCCAUUUUUUAAAAUGACACUUAAUGUUAUUGGCUGUUGUACGUGUGUGCGCAUACUUAAAAGUGGACACGAGGU